AUGGUCAUUAAUAACCCCGUAACUUUGACAAACGCUACCACCGCUAUUUUCGAUGACAUUGAUAAAAUCCUCACGAAUUACGAUGAUUCAGGAGGUAGCAAAGUCACUACCAUGGCGCAGUUUCGCACACAAGUCGCUUCUGUUUACUCCUAUGAGGACCCCGACUUUCUGUUCCAUUUCUCAGCAGUCGCACGCUGUGCGAUCUCUUUGGAUAGCAGAGCAAAUAGGCCCGUCUACCCUGUUACGGACGUCUUGCCUGCGGUGGCUGACCCCCAAGUCAUCCCCCCCAUCGUGCUCAGUGAUCGUUUCUCCCCUCCUCCUACAAUCGACAUCUACGGCCCAGUCAAAGGAUUCAUGGCCAGGCCAAUUCCUUCAUCUCCUUCUCGGUUCGAGGAUUUAUCUAUGUUCCCAGCCAACCCUUCGACCAACUCUGGAGGGCCACCUCCCCCUCCUCCUCAACCGUCCUCUCCUAGACUUCGUCGUGGUCCGGUUUCCCAUGCCAAUUGCUCACCUCGAGCUUCUCCCAGAGGUCCUGACGCUGGUCCAUCUCUUCUACGGCGGAUUCAAUUCUCAGGGAGUCCUCGAGCUCGAACUCCUUGUGCAACGACUCCAAUUUUUCCGGUUUUCGAAAGACUGGAUAAAGGAAAGAGGAAGAGAACUCCUGCCUCCCCGCCCUCCUCACACUCCUCUGCUCGACCACCUGUCGCAGCACCAGCUGUCUCUGGUCCCACCUUCUUGUCGGGAAUCCCAACCAUCCCUGGUCCCAUGGUGCCAGCGCAAAUCCUCACCGCUCCGUACAUGGACGAUAACGAACAUCUUGUUCCCGAGGAUUUCACUCCUAUAUCUUUUCACGUCAACCAGAUUGCUCUCCUGUAUAAGUCUGACAUCAAACAUCACGUCAGCGCUUUCAAUUCUUGUAAGAACAGGCCUGCAAACUGGCAAAACUCCCUUACCAAAGAACUCCUGGAGUGUAAUUUUGUCGAUCUUCGGAAAUUUUACGGAGCAGUUGCCUCCUCCGAUCCCCCUCAGAGCCGCCUUUGUAUUAACGCCGAUGGUGACCUUAAUAACGUCGAAGGAGCAGCUCCAAAAGAGAUCACCGAUAACACUCACUGGCAAAAUCUUCUCGGCGUUCUCAAACACGCUUAUAUUGCCGCCUUUCCUCCUGCUGCCAUUUCUAUCAAGAAAUACUUCGAGUACAUUCUCCGCCUCCCAGGCCUCUUCCAAGCACGCGUUUACUGGGAGGACGUCAGAGACUUUGAUGUCGAGCUUAGGAAAGAAUUCGCUUCCCGGCCUAGUCUCGUUUGGGGAGAUUACACUCACGAUUCCCUCAAAGGAAUCGACAAUCGAGUUCUAUACAGCAGCACCAGCAAACUUGGUCGUGCUUCUAUUCCUACUCAAAAGUACCAAUCUGUUCAAUCAUCUUCUCGUACUCCGAGGCUGGCUAUUGAGGCUGCUCCUCCCUCCUAUCAAUCCUCUCGUCCUUCAGCAGCGAAGAAGCAAAAAGGAAAAAGAAACAAACCAGCGUACAAGAUCCGGGACUCUAGAUCUCUUCCUAAAGCUGAUCAACCUUGUAACAAUUGGAAUCUGGGUGUCUGUCCACACAGCGACGAUUCAUGCGAGCGAGUUCACGGGGUAUGCAACAAAGAUGGAUGUUUUGAACAUCAUCAAGGAAGCGACGCUCACAAAUGA
Molecule: messenger RNA, 1689 nt
Organism: Melampsora larici-populina 98AG31
Lineage: Eukaryota; Fungi; Basidiomycota; Pucciniomycetes; Pucciniales; Melampsoraceae
Exons: 1
Coding region: 1-1689 (562 amino acids)
Molecular function (GO): metal ion binding
Source: RefSeq, a predicted model, not a curated record